Messenger RNA from Dichomitus squalens LYAD-421 SS1, 2531 nucleotides. RefSeq lists its product as uncharacterized. The transcript is spliced from 10 exons. Gene Ontology annotation, biological process: nucleosome assembly. Gene Ontology annotation, cellular component: CAF-1 complex; nucleus. NCBI's taxonomy places the organism in Eukaryota, Fungi, Basidiomycota, Agaricomycetes, Polyporales, Polyporaceae. The record is from RefSeq and is a predicted model, not a curated record. The coding region runs from base 1 to 2460 and encodes 819 amino acids.
AUGCCUACCCAGGAACGCGUGCCCAGCGAAAAACCAGAGAGGCCGCUGCUAGUGGAGCUGAAGAAUGGCAAGCUGGUCUUCAAGCAGAAGUCCCUCUCCUUCGAGAAGAUGUCCGAGACCAUGCAAGAGAUCGUCAACUUCCGCGAGAUGCUCGAGGAGAGGCUGGCAGCCAAGCAAUCACCCCUGACAGCCGUCCCGGACGAGCACAAACCCGUCAUUGCCAAGCUUGUACACGAGAGCGACAAGACCCUGCAGGCCCUUGCAAGGCAUAUACAGCAAGAGCUUCUACCGACCAUGGACGAAGACGAGGAAGAAGACGCUACUCCCGCUGUCCUCCCGCUCGCCACGGUCGAGGAUGCCAUCAAGUCCGUCGCGAGACGUGUCAACUACGGCCUGGAUAAUCCUACCGAAGGUGGUAAGGUACCUGCUGCCUGGCUCAUCUGGCGAUGGGAGGUGUCGGAUUCGUGUCGGGACUGGCUACCGAAGAAUGCGAGGGAGAAGGUGGACAACAGGUAUAGGGAGCGUCAGCAGCUCAAAAGCGACGUGAAGACCCUGUUCGACUCCCUUGCCGAGAACGAGCAGAUAGCCAUCCUCGGGACGAAGUCCGUGCCCAAGACACCUGCCCGCGCGAAGCUCAAUGUUACGAAUAGCAUUUCCGACACAGAGAUAAUCGACCUGCGCGAUAGCGCAAUGAAUCCUACCCCUCCUGCUCCAUCCAAGGACGGUCCGGAGAACGGAGAGGAGACUCAGCAAGACGGUCCUGAGAAGAAGGGUGCAGGAAGACCAAAGAAACCGCUGGACACAGAGAAGGCGGCAGAAAAAGCGGCGAAGGAGAAGGAACGGCAGGAAAAGAAGGCAGCGAAAGCCGAAAAGGAGAGGAAGGCCCUGGAGGCACAAGCAAAAUCCCGCUCGAUUAUGGCUAGCUUCUUCGGCAAGGCCAAACCCUCUGCGAGUGCAUCUCCCGCGAAGCCUCUGGCGUCCAAGGACGGCGAGAGCGGCUCUCCGGGACCGGCGACGGUGCAGUCAGACUUUCAACGGGCCUUUCGACCGUUCACUUUGAAGAAGGGCGCAGAACUCGCUCCUAUUAACUGGUUCAGAGACCAGAGGAAACGGGAGCGUCAGAAGCGAAGGCUGGAGAGUCGGACGGAGGGGAACGUGAUCGUCAUAGAGGAUGAGGACGAGCAGAAUGAUUCGGAGUUAGCGGACGUGGAGAUGGAGGAUAUACAGGAGUCGGAAGCGCAGGGCCCUCGAGAACAUCUCCAGCACAUCCUCGCUCGCCUACCCCCAGGCCUCCACUCGCCCCGCCGACGCCGCCAACCCGCCGGCUUCAAGAUCUACCACCCCCUCCCCGUCCGCACGCUCAUGGCGCAGCUCUCCGAGGCCGAGGUCGCGGGGGACGACACCGCCGUGCGGCGGCUGCUCGCGCUCCUGCGCGACCGCAGCGCGAUCCCCGCCAAGGCGCUCUCCUUCCACGAGGACGCGCGACCGGGGUACUUCGGCACGUUCACGCGCUCGUCGCGCGAGAUCGGGCCGCGCACGCCGUUCGCGCGGGACGCGGUGCAGGUCGACUACGGGCACGACUCCGGGGAGGAAUGGGCGGAGGAGGACGCGGGGGAGGCGGACGACGUGCUCGACGACGGGGGCGAGGAGGAGGGCGCAGAGGACGAGCGGGACUCGGAUCUGGACAGCUGGCUGGUGGACGACGAUGAGGUCGAGGAGGAGGGGACGUCGGGAGGGGAGAGGGUGGGGUCUCCUGGCUCCCCGGAGCUCGAGCUGCUGCCGCUGCAUGGGGCGGGGGCGAAGCGGAAGACGAAGGGGGAGGAGAAGGAUGCAGAAAGGGGGGAAAGGGUCGGGGGAGGGAAGAAGAGGCGGGUCGUGGUCCCCCUCGUGCCGUUCUGCAAGGGCCCGGAGUGGGAGACGAGCAUCGGGCAGUGCGCGUACGCGCCGUUCGGGGCGUACCGCAUCCAGCUGUUCAACGACACCCCGUUCCCCAUCGACCCCUUCAAGUUCGUGUCGGCCCCCAUCGAGCAGCAGGUCGCUGGCCCAAGCGGCCAACAUAAGGCGCAGACGGCGGAAGGAUUCGUCAUCCCCGCCCUCCCUCCGCACCUCGCCAAGUCGAAUCCGUUCGCCUCGAGCUCGUCGCCCUCCGCCUCUGCCUCCUCCGCGAGCCCCUUACCAAGCUCGGCCGGCGCGCCGGCGGGCGAGAAGACGAAGCGCAUCGCGCAACCGCCCAAGAACCCGUUCCCGGAGGCGCACAUGCCGCACCUGCUCGCGCGCAUCGACGGGCUGGCGACGAGCAGCCUGCUGGGGAUCGUAGAGACAGUGCACCGGGAGCUGCAGGAGCAUAAGGUGAAGAAGAAUGCAAUCGAGGCGAAGGUGCGCGAGGUGGGCGAGAAGUGCAAGGAGAAGAAGGUGUGGGUCGUCAAGGCGGACGUGCGGGCGCAGUAUGGGCUGUCGUGAGUCGUUGUCCGUGCCGAGAGGGGCGUUUCGUCACUUUCGUGUGUUGUCCGAGCGGUGCUGUUGUGGUGUAU